AUGCAUUUGACGGUGGCCGACGGGUGGCACCGUGGCAAUAACGGUGGCGAUGAUUGUGGCUGCUUUAUUGGGGUUAAAGUAAGCAAUGUUCCUUUGGUUCUAGAUAGUGAAGUCUGUGCAAAACAGAGGAAUGAGACAAUCGAGUCUGUGGAAGCUGUUGACAUGGGUGGACCUUGUAUUCAUUUUCAACUCUUUGAUUCUCAUUGUCACCUUCAAGGUCCAAGAAUUUUUAAAGUUGCCCCCAUACUAAUUGGAAACUCCCUUGAUACCGGUGUUAUCCAUUUUGCUAUAAAUGGAGACUCUGAAAAAGACUGGCAUCUGGUCAAGGAGAUGAGUGAUACCUAUCCUAGUGUUGUUCCAAACUUUGGGCUCCAUCCCUGGUAUGUCUCUGAUAGAACUGACAAUUGGCUAAACACUUUGAAGAAGUUCUUUGAGGUUAUUCCCUCAGCUGCAAUUGGAGAGAUUGGUCUGGACAAAGGUUCUUGA
Fraxinus pennsylvanica is the source of this 486-nucleotide messenger RNA. The record is from the annotation of a GenBank genome assembly. NCBI's taxonomy places the organism in Eukaryota, Viridiplantae, Streptophyta, Magnoliopsida, Lamiales, Oleaceae.